AUGUGGCCCUCGAUAACCGAUUUGAGUGCUGGGUGGCAAGAGCAGCUGUGUCUUCCCGACCACGACUCAGCCCCCCUUCGAGGGCAUCUGUCGGAUGACCAGCAGGUAGAGGCAAUUCUUCAAGGUCUUUUGCAAUUUGGACCGGCAGCUUGGUUGCUUAUCGGUGCCUCGUUCAGGAUCGCCCAACUGCGUGGGGCGCCGCUUGUCGUGCUCCCCAACCGCCAAGGCUAUCCCAAAGCCCUGGUCGUCUCUAUUCUUUGCGCUCUACAACUGUCCUACCUACUUCUCAGCGACGUAGAACGUUCCCAGUCACAUUUGCUAGCGGCAAGACUGUCCUCGGUAGCCAGCGCGGUGCUAUGCGUGCUCUCGUUCCUGGAGCAUGGCCGCAGCGUUCAACCAUCAACUCUUUUGACCAGCUAUUUAUUGGUCGCAACUCUCAGCGAUGCAAUAAAUGCCGGUCUCCUAUUUGUCGCUAGAAACCUCUGCAGUUCAGAGGAUCUCACAUUGGCCAUCUUCGCUACCAGGUUUGCCCUUCUCAUCCUAGAGGGACGGACCAAGACGUCUAUCCUACGCGAGCCGUACGAUGAACUAUCACCAGAGGAGACAUCCGGCUUCUUUGGCGUGGCCUUUUAUUGGUGGGUCAAUAAGAUCCUCAGGAACGGCUAUUCCCGUGUCUUGUCCCUGGAUGACAUGCCGGCCUUUGGGAAGUCUCUCGAUGUAGGAAGAACAAGGGAUGCUAUGCAGCGAGAGUGGGACACGAUAAAAAAGCAGAAAGGUCGCUUCUCCUUAGUUCUGGCGCAGCUGAAGUGUUCUUGGUGGUCAAAUAUCGACAUAUUUGUGCCACGCUUCAUCUACAUUGUGCUCCGUUGCUGCCAACCUCUUCUGAUUAGCCGAGUCAUUACUUCUGUCAGCAGUAGCUUGACGUCCUUCGACAAUAGGAAUGAAGCACUUCGCCUGAUCUUAUUGGCAUUCGUGAUUUAUACGGGCAUGGCGAUCUGCAAUGGUAUGUACGAGCGCCGAAUCGCACAACUAAACUGUCAGAUUCGCAUGGGCCUCGUUGGAGUUAUCUAUAACCGCUGCCUGACAAUCGAAACUGGCGUCUUGGACGACUCGGCCGCCGUGACGCUUAUGAGCAGCGAUACAGAAGAUGCGGCCAACGCCGGCGAGCUUUUUCACCAAUUAUGGUCAGAGGUAUUAGAGCUUUGUAUUGGAAUGUACAUGCUGGCUCGAGAACUAGGUUGGGUGUGCAUAUCCCCCCUUCUAGUCGUGCUCUGCACCUCCAAGGCAGUCAACUUCAUCACUGAGAAUUUAGUGGAUAGGCAAAUAGCAUUCAGCCAGGCGACGCAGAUGCGCAUCUCAACGACCAAAGCCAUCCUUGACGCUAUGAAGAAUAUCAAGAUUAUGGGUCUCGGCAAGAAGAUGGAGGGCAAGAUCCAAGCCACCAGGGUCCACGAAAUGAAGCAACUUGUCGCAUUUCACCACCUCCUGGUAGCCUUUUUCGUGAGCGCCGUGGCCUUGAGCCUUUUUAGCCCUGCCAUCACUUUGAUCAUCUACGCCAUACAAUCACAGCUGCGCGGAGUCAAGUCCAUCGACGUGGAAAUGGUUUUCACCUCCCUCGCCAUCAUAGACAUAGUUACUACCCCCGCCAACACCCUCCUCAGCAUCUUGGGAGAGGCGGCAUCCGUCAUAGCUGCUUUCGACCGCAUCCAGUCGUACCUUCUCAGCCCAGAUCGUGAAGACAGGCGAGAAUUCCUCGACACGCAAUGCCCCGACCACGAUUCUGAGAGCAACGAAGGCAGCGCAGCCAGUGUUUCGCUCGAUCAAGUUGCCAUCCGCCUUGACAAUGUGACCGUUCGUCCUGCCUCCACGGCGGCACCAGUCCUGAGGAACAUUAGCACAGUCAUUAAGAAAGGCAGUCUGGUGGUUAUUUCCGGAGCCGUGGGUACUGGAAAGUCGAGCCUUGCGAAGACCCUUCUAGGCGACCUUACCCCAGAUGCCGGGGUGAUACAAACAGCCUACCUUUCGAUAGCGUAUUGUUCUCAAGCAGCCUGGUUGACCAACGGUACCAUAAGAGAGGCCAUAUGCGGGCCAAUUGGCGAUGAUACGGUGCCAGUUGAAGAAUGGUACAAAAGGGUUGUACACGCAUGUGGUCUCGAGGAGGACUUCAGUCAGUUGCCGGAUGGGGACCAAACUGUCAUCGGCAGUCGGGGUAUUACCCUUUCAGGCGGACAAAAGCAACGGGUGGCCCUCGCACGAUCUGUAUACGCGCGUCGCAGCCUCGUCAUUCUCGAUGACGUUCUGUCUGCGCUCGACGCAAAAACCGCGCGGCACAUUGUCGAAAACCUCAUCGGCCCAAAUGGCCUGUUCAAAGAACUUGGCACUACGGUGGUGCUCAUCACCCACGCGACGCAACACCUGUCUUUGGCCGAUCAUUUCAUCAUUCUCGGUGAUAGAGGCCAAAUUGCGAAACAAGGAAGUAGGGAGAAUCUCCGAGUAGAAGCUGGCUACUCUGGCAAGACCACGUUGGGAAGAGAUGAAAAAGUCGAUGGCACGAAACAUGAAAAUCAAGUCGGUAAUCGUGAGAAAGGUAGAGAUGAGAGCCAGGCACCCCCCAAACAGCGACAGUCAAGCAUGCAGGACAUCGUCCUCAAGACGGGAGACACCACGCUAUACGGCUACUACUUUGGCGCCAUUGGGCUCUCACGCCUUCUUCUCCUUUCGGGUGCCCUCACUCUCUAUGCCACCUUUUCAGGGGUGAUCCCGUACUGGCUUAGAUGGAUGGCAGAGAACAGAGGCGACAACAUGUGGCUCUUUACGAGCGUCUAUUUCGCCCUUGCGCUUGGCGCUUUCUUGUCCCUUGUUACAGCCGUUUCGAGCGUCUUCUUCGUCAUCGCGCCGCACUCGGGCAAUACACUUCAUGCCCGACUCCUGCGCACAGUCAUGCAUGCAAAGCAAUCAUAUUUUUCCGAAACCGAUACGGGCACGACGCUUACCCGCUUCGGCGCCGAUAUGGCGCUGCUUAACCGCCAGCUGCCCUUCGCACUCUUCCAAGUCUUGCAAAGCAUCUUUAGCGUGCUCUCGCAGUGUAUCCUAGUAGGACUUAUUCAGCCGUUCAUAACUGCCACUUUACCUUUCACGAUCUUCGCCGUCUACUUGAUCCAGAAGGUCUACCUGGCAACGUCGCGGCAAAUGCGCUUCCUUGACCUCGAAGCGCGGGCUCUGGUUAACGCUAGCUUUCUUGAGACGCUAGAAGGCGUUGCGACAAUAAGAGCGUUCGGGUGGCAGGAGUCUUUCAUUAGAGACAACGCCAUGAAACUUGACCUGUCGCUACGUCCAGAUUACUUGCUACUAUGCAUCCAGCGCUGGCUUGGUCUCGUGCUUGACCUUAUCGUUCCGGGCCUAGCUGUAAGCGUCAUCGGCCUUGCUUUUGCCCUCAAAGGGAGCACGACAGGCGGCCAAAUCGGCAUCGCCCUCAACGUUGUUCUACGCGCCAACCACUCCCUGCUCCGCCUGGUGGAGGCCUGGACCAAGCUAGAGACCUCGCUCGGCUCUAUCUCCCGACUGCGCGCCUUCGAGCAGGAUGUCCAGCCGGAGGACGAGCCGGGUACGACGAAGUCCCUCCCACCGUCCUGGCCUGCUCGCGGAGCCAUCGAGCUUACCAAAGUCUCGGCGUCUUACAGGCCAGCAGUGCUUGCCCUCAACGAUAUCAGCAUCGACAUCGCACCGGGCACCAAAGUCGGUGUCGUGGGCCGCACCGGUGGCGGCAAGUCGUCUCUGUUGCUCAGCCUGCUACGUCUUAUCGAAUUGGAGGGUCAGGGCACUAUAUGCAUCGAUGGGAGCAACAUAUGCGAUUUUUCACGCGACGACGUCCGUGCCCGCCUGAUUGUGGUCCCGCAGGACCCUAUGUUUAUCGCAACCGAUACAGUUCGCGAGAACCUUGAUAUUGCGGGUGCAAACAUCUCAGACGACGACAUAGUCCAUGCGCUUGAGCGUGUCGGACUAUGGGAUCCGCUGCAGGCGCGUAAGCUGGACAACGACAAGAAACUGCUGUCAACUGAACGCCAUGAUAGCAAUGACUCAGAGGAGGAAUUUUCUGAGAGCGGCGACGACUCAACCGUUGAGACCCUCGACCGGACAAUGAGGUCGCUGCCGCUCUCUCACGGGCAGCAACAGAUGUUCUCGCUGGCUCGUGCGCUGUUGAUGCGGCCAUAUCGCGGGCGUGUUGUGUUGCUCGACGAGGCUACAAGUAACGUCGACGGCAAGACAGAUCAGCUGAUGCAGACACUCGUGCGAGAGGAGUUCAAGGAGCAUACUGUCAUCACAGUUGCACACCGCUUGGAUACUAUCAUGGACAAAGAUGUCGUGUUGGUCAUGGAUGCAGGGAAGCUGGUCGAGGCUGGGCGGCCGUCGGAGCUGGUAGAAAGAGUGGACGGCUUGUUUAGAGAGCUGAUCCGUGGGAAGAACCGGUAA
Molecule: messenger RNA, 4470 nt
Organism: Pestalotiopsis fici W106-1
Lineage: Eukaryota; Fungi; Ascomycota; Sordariomycetes; Amphisphaeriales; Sporocadaceae
Exons: 9
Coding region: 1-4470 (1489 amino acids)
Biological process (GO): transmembrane transport
Cellular component (GO): membrane
Molecular function (GO): ABC-type transporter activity; ATP binding; ATP hydrolysis activity
Source: RefSeq, a predicted model, not a curated record